Messenger RNA from Cavia porcellus (domestic guinea pig), 9175 nucleotides. It is a transcript of the gene Arfgef2, whose product is annotated as ADP ribosylation factor guanine nucleotide exchange factor 2. The record is from RefSeq and is a predicted model, not a curated record. The transcript is spliced from 39 exons. Gene Ontology annotation, biological process: regulation of ARF protein signal transduction. The coding region runs from base 186 to 5564 and encodes 1792 amino acids. NCBI's taxonomy places the organism in Eukaryota, Metazoa, Chordata, Mammalia, Rodentia, Caviidae. Gene Ontology annotation, molecular function: guanyl-nucleotide exchange factor activity.
CUAAUCACGUGAUCACGUGACGCGCUCCAACAUGGCGGCGCCGUGGGGCCGGGGCGUCUCUUCCUGACUGGGCGGCGCGCACGGGGGUGGCCGGUGCCGGCCAGGAGGCCGGGCCCACAGUCCCUGUCGCCGGCUCGCUCGCGCCGCCAGCCCGCGGGGCUGCUAGCCUCCGCCGGGCCGGGGCCAUGCAGGAAAGCCAGACCAAGAGCAUGUUCGUGUCCCGGGCCCUGGAGAAGAUUCUAGCCGACAAGGAGGUGAAGCGGCCCCAGCACUCCCAGCUGCGCAGGGCCUGCCAGGUGGCGCUCGAUGAAAUUAAAGCUGAAAUAGAAAAGCAGAGGCUGGGCGCUGCAGCACCACCAAAGGCAAACUUCAUUGAAGCUGACAAGUACUUUCUUCCAUUCGAGCUAGCUUGCCAGUCCAAGUCCCCCCGAGUGGUCAGCACAUCCCUCGACUGCUUGCAGAAACUCAUAGCAUAUGGACACAUCACAGGCAAUGCCCCCGACAGCGGAGCCCCAGGGAAGCGACUGAUCGACAGGAUUGUGGAAACCAUUUGCAAUUGUUUUCAGGGCCCGCAGACAGAUGAAGGGGUUCAGUUACAAAUUAUUAAGGCUCUUCUGACUGCAGUGACUUCCCCACACAUUGAAAUUCAUGAGGGCACCAUCCUGCAGACAGUGAGGACAUGUUACAAUAUCUACUUGGCCAGCAAAAACCUCAUCAAUCAGACUACUGCCAAGGCCACCCUCACUCAGAUGCUGAAUGUCAUCUUUACCCGCAUGGAAUACCAAGUGUUGCAGGAGGCCAGGGAAUUAGAAAAACCAAUCCAGUCAAAACCCCAGUCCCCUGUGAUUCAAGCUGCAGCAGUGUCUCCAAAGUUCAGUCAUUUGAAACAGAGCCAGGCACAGAGCAAACCAACAACGCCGGAAAAAGCAGAUCUACCCAAUGGUGAACAUGCGAGGAACGACCCUGGGAAAGCGAGCUCGGAAAAUGGAGAUAUAUGCAGAGAAAGGGGCCCCUCGUUCUCAGGGUCUGAUGAUGGAGCCCAGGCAGUGGUGAAGGACAUUUUAGAAGAUGUGGUCACAUCUGCUGUCAAAGAAGCAACAGAAAAGCAUGGUUUGGUGGAACCCAACAGGCUCCUAGGUGGACUAGACUGCCAGGAAUGUGCCGUUCCCCCAGGAAUUGAUGAAAACUCACAGACCAAUGGCAUAGCAGAUGACAGGCAAUCCUUGUCCUCUGCAGAUAAUCUGGACUCUGAUGCACAAGGACAGCAAGUGGCUGCUAGAUUCUCCCAUAUUCUACAGAAGGAUGCCUUCCUGGUGUUUCGCUCCCUGUGCAAGCUGUCCAUGAAGCCCCUUGGGGAAGGCCCUCCAGAUCCAAAAUCCCACGAGCUGCGUUCCAAGGUGGUCUCCCUGCAGUUGCUCCUCUCCGUGUUGCAGAAUGCUGGCCCAGUCUUCAGGACUCAUGAGAUGUUCAUCAAUGCAAUCAAGCAAUAUCUCUGUGUGGCCUUGUCCAAAAAUGGCGUCUCUUCAGUGCCUGAUGUCUUUGAGCUCUCUCUUGCUAUUUUCCUUACUCUUCUUUCAAACUUUAAAAUGCACUUGAAAAUGCAGAUAGAGGUCUUUUUCAAAGAGAUUUUCCUGAACAUUUUAGAAACAUCCACAAGUUCUUUUGAGCACAGGUGGAUGGUCAUUCAGACGCUGACAAGGAUCUGUGCAGAUGCCCAGUGUGUUGUGGAUAUUUAUGUCAAUUAUGACUGUGAUUUAAAUGCUGCUAACAUUUUCGAGCGCCUAGUAAAUGAUUUAUCCAAAAUCGCUCAGGGAAGAAGUGGACAUGAGCUGGGAAUGACACCCCUGCAGGAGCUCAGUCUAAGGAAGAAAGGCCUGGAGUGCCUCGUGUCCAUUCUCAAGUGCAUGGUGGAAUGGAGCAAGGACCUGUAUGUGAAUCCGAACCACCAGACCAGCCUCGGUCAGGAGAGGCUCACAGAUCAGGAAAUGGGGGAUGGGAAAGGCCUUGACCUGGCACGACGGAGCAGUGUGACAUCCAUGGAAUCAACAGUGUCUUCGGGGACCCAGACAGCCAUUCAGGAUGAUCCAGAGCAGUUUGAGGUCAUCAAACAACAAAAGGAAAUCAUUGAGCACGGCAUUGAGCUCUUCAAUAAGAAACCCAAGCGGGGGAUCCAAUUUCUUCAAGAGCAAGGCAUGCUGGGAACAUCAGUUGAAGACAUUGCACAGUUCCUGCACCAGGAGGAGCGCCUCGAUUCUACCCAGGUGGGUGAUUUUCUGGGAGACAGCACCAGGUUCAACAAGGAAGUGAUGUAUGCCUAUGUGGACCAACUGGACUUCUGUGAAAAGGAAUUUGUCUCCGCCCUGCGAGCAUUCCUGGAAGGUUUCCGACUCCCUGGGGAAGCCCAGAAGAUUGAUCGGUUAAUGGAGAAGUUUGCUGCAAGAUACAUAGAGUGCAACCAAGGGCAAACCCUGUUUGCUAGUGCUGACACUGCGUAUGUCCUGGCAUAUUCCAUCAUUAUGCUCACUACAGAUUUGCACAGUCCUCAGGUAAAAAAUAAAAUGACAAAAGAGCAGUAUAUUAAAAUGAAUCGAGGAAUCAAUGAUAGUAAAGAUCUCCCAGAGGAAUAUCUCUCUAGCAUCUAUGAAGAAAUAGAAGGCAAGAAAAUUGCAAUGAAAGAAACAAAAGAACAUACGAUUGCCACCAAAUCUACUAAGCAGAAUGUAGCUAAUGAAAAGCAGCGGCGGCUGCUGUACAAUUUGGAGAUGGAACAGAUGGCUAAAACAGCCAAGGCUCUGAUGGAGGCUGUGAGCCACGCCAAAGCCCCGUUUACAAGUGCGACUCACUUGGACCAUGUCCGGCCAAUGUUCAAAUUGGUGUGGACACCGCUGCUGGCAGCCUAUAGUAUCGGUCUACAGAACUGUGAUGACACUGAAGUAGCGUCCCUGUGUUUGGAAGGCAUCCGCUGUGCUAUCCGAAUUGCCUGCAUCUUUGGAAUGCAGCUGGAACGAGAUGCCUAUGUUCAGGCCCUUGCUCGCUUCUCCCUGCUGACAGCCAGCUCCAGUAUCACAGAAAUGAAGCAGAAAAACAUUGACACCAUAAAGACACUUAUUACUGUGGCUCACACCGACGGCAACUAUCUUGGGAACUCCUGGCAUGAGAUCUUGAAAUGCAUCAGCCAGCUGGAGCUUGCUCAGCUGAUAGGAACUGGGGUGAAGACGCGCUACCUGUCUGGGUCUGGCCGUGAAAGGGAAGGCAGCCUGAAGGGCUACACGCUGGCAGGAGAAGAGUUCAUGGGCCUGGGCCUCAGUAAUUUGGUGAGUGGUGGAGUGGAUAAAAGGCAGAUGGCCAGCUUCCAGGAGUCAGUGGGUGAGACCAGUUCCCAGAGUGUGGUUGUUGCUGUGGACAGGAUUUUUACUGGCUCUACCAGACUGGAUGGAAAUGCAAUAGUUGACUUUGUCCGCUGGCUAUGUGCUGUUUCCAUGGACGAACUGGCUUCUCCGCACCAUCCUCGCAUGUUCAGCCUGCAGAAGAUUGUGGAAAUAUCAUACUACAACAUGAACCGAAUCCGACUACAGUGGUCCCGAAUAUGGCAUGUGAUUGGAGAUCACUUCAAUAAGGUUGGCUGCAACCCCAAUGAAGAUGUGGCUAUCUUUGCUGUUGACUCGCUAAGACAGCUCUCCAUGAAGUUUCUGGAGAAGGGUGAAUUAGCCAAUUUCCGCUUCCAGAAAGAUUUCCUGAGGCCUUUUGAGCAUAUUAUGAAGAAAAACAGGUCUCCAACCAUCCGGGACAUGGUGAUCCGCUGCAUUGCCCAGAUGGUGAAUUCCCAGGCAGCCAACAUCCGCUCAGGCUGGAAGAACAUCUUUGCUGUGUUCCACCAGGCAGCUUCUGAUCAUGAUGGGAAUAUUGUAGAACUGGCCUUCCAGACCACAGGCCACAUCGUCACAAGUAUCUUCCAGCACCAUUUCCCUGCAGCCAUCGAUUCCUUUCAGGAUGCUGUGAGGUGCUUAUCAGAGUUUGCCUGCAAUGCUGCUUUCCCUGAUACCAGCAUGGAGGCCAUCCGGCUCAUCCGCUUCUGUGGGAAAUACGUCUCUGAGAGGCCUCGGGUGCUACAAGAAUACACCAGUGAUGAUAUGAAUGUAGCUCCCGGCGACAGAGUCUGGGUCCGAGGCUGGUUCCCCAUCUUAUUUGAGCUCUCUCGCAUCAUUAACAGAUGCAAAUUAGAUGUGCGGACAAGAGGUCUCACGGUCAUGUUUGAGAUCAUGAAGAGCUACGGCCACACCUUUGAAAAGCACUGGUGGCAGGACCUGUUCAGAAUCGUGUUUCGGAUUUUUGACAAUAUGAAGCUUCCUGAACAACAGUCAGAGAAGUCUGAGUGGAUGACAACAACCUGCAAUCAUGCACUUUAUGCCAUUUGUGAUGUGUUUACCCAGUUUUAUGAAGCUUUGAAUGAAGUGCUGCUUUCUGAUGUAUUUGCACAGUUGCAGUGGUGUGUUAAGCAAGAUAAUGAACAGUUGGCUCGAUCAGGUACAAAUUGCUUAGAAAACUUAGUAAUAUCCAAUGGAGAGAAAUUCAGUCCCGAUGUCUGGGGUGAAACGUGCAACUGUAUGUUGGAUAUUUUCAAAACCACCAUCCCGCAUGUUUUGCUGACAUGGAGACCUGCAGGAAUGGAGGAAGAUUCAUCAGAAAAACAUUUGGAUGUGGACCUGGACCGCCAGUCUCUAAGCAGCAUAGAUAAAAAUGCCUCAGAGAGGGGCCAGAGCCAGCUCUCUAACCCGACUGACGACAGUUGGAAGGGUAGACCAUAUGCAAGGUUAUCUUUAUCAUUUAAUAUAGAUCAGAAACUGUUUGCCAGCCUCCUCAUCAAGUGUGUGGUCCAGCUGGAAUUGAUUCAGACCAUUGACAACAUUGUAUUCUACCCUGCAACCAGCAAAAAAGAGGAUGCAGAACACAUGGUCGCUGCCCAGCAAGACACACUGGAUGCAGAUAUCCACAUCGAGACGGAGGACCAGGGCAUGUAUAAGUACAUGUCUUCCCAGCACCUCUUUAAGCUGCUGGACUGCUUGCAGGAAUCUCAUUCAUUUUCAAAGGCCUUCAACUCCAAUUAUGAGCAGCGGACUGUCCUGUGGCGGGCAGGUUUUAAGGGCAAGUCUAAACCUAAUCUUCUCAAACAAGAAACCAGCAGCUUGGCCUGUUGUUUGAGGAUCCUGUUUCGAAUGUAUGUUGAUGAGAAUCGCAAGGAUUCGUGGGAUGAAAUACAGCAGCGACUUUUAACUGUGUGCAGUGAAGCUCUUGCCUACUUCAUCACAGUGAACUCUGAAAGCCAUCGGGAGGCCUGGACAAGUCUCCUUUUGUUACUUCUAACCAAAACUCUCAAAAUAAAUGAUGAAAAGUUCAAAGCACAUGCUUCAAUGUACUACCCCUACUUGUGUGAAAUUAUGCAGUUUGACCUGAUUCCUGAGCUCCGAGCAGUUCUGCGGAAGUUCUUCUUACGGAUAGGUGUUGUGUAUAAGAUAUGGAUUCCAGAAGAGCCAGCGCAGGUACCAGCAACAUUGUCACCAGUGUAGUAGCCCUGAAGGCCACUGCUGCAGCUCUGCAGAACACUCAUCAUGCCAUUUCUGACUGCCCUGUCUUGUGAAGGUCACACAGAAGCAAGGAGCUGCCAUCUUGGAUCUUAGAAUGUCCUAGAUAAGGUCAGCCUCUGUGCUGGCCCCAUCAAAGUUCCCAACGACUAAGGCUUGUGGUAUUUCAUUAAACUGUUGCAUACCCAGUUAAUAUAAUAGGUGGAGAAUCUGUUCCACUCAUCAUUCCAUUUUAUUGAUUAAACUGUUCACUCUGUCAUUGCAAAUGCCAUUAUUUCCAAGGAGAGUCUCUUGAUUGGCUGUGAAUGUUUUGUCAGAGGAAGUCAUUCUCCUUGAAAAUACUGAACAUAGCUGUAUAGCUUCAUGAUUAUUAGACAGUAUGUUAAUAAAAUUUCUUGUAAUGGCUGCCACCUAAAAUAUGCCGGGUAUUUGUUGUUGUUUGAGUGUGUUGAAGAUAUUUGAGUGUUUUUGUCAGUUAUGAAUCAGCCAUAAUUAUAUUAGUCUGGGAAAAGGUAGGAAAAAGAUUGUCUUUAUGUUUUGUUGUAUUAAUGUGAGUGAUUUUUAAAAAGUAUUUUACAAAAAGACACUGAAGAUUUAAUUGAAGGCAGCAUUUAGUAAUUGUUAGAAUUAAGAGCUUGCAAGGUUUAAAAAAAAUUGUGCCUCACAGCACUUCUUGUUUUAGUAACUUGGGAAGAAAAGGCUAUAGGAAAAAGUAAACAAGUUCAUGAAACAAGUUCAUGACUAGCCUUCCUUGAAGUAAGUAUUUGUGGAUGGGUGUUCAAUUAAAAUUUCCAGAAUACAUUAUCCAUCUCGCACUCUGAAAUCUAAUAUAGGAAGUAGUAAUGAAAAUGAAGUAGUAACUGCCCAGAGUUCAUUCGCCUUUGAGUAAACCAUUUUAUUUACCUCAGAAGAAUGAGUGUACGGAUAGUAUCGCUGCUUUGCACAGUCCCCAUUAAAGGGACCUCCAGAGGGAGGGACAGUAACUUCAUGAGAAGUGUUGCUCCUGAGGUCACCUCACCAAGGAUCAUGGUAGAACCAGAGCUGCCGUGGGGCCAGCACAGCUGAACUGUGACAGCGGCAGGAGAUGCUUAGCACUCCUGUUAUUUCGGAACCGAGGAGCUCAGUUCUUUGUCCAGAUUAGAUCCUGGGAUCCUUACGAUGUUUCCGAUGGUGCAAUACUCGGAAUUACACUAGAGGCAUUCUCAUGCAGCUCAUGUCUGAAUGGGCAGUGUAGGAGUACGGCAGUAUACUUGGAAGCUUAAUUUAUUCUGAGUCCACAAAAAAGAAAACACGCUUUAUUCUUGGCCCUCAUCCACUGCUCAGGCAGAGCAGACCAAGUGUUAAAAAGUGUCACACAGAGUGAUGAAAACAUUCAAACUUCUGCUACAGUCUAGUUCUGAAAAUUGGGUUGUAUUGAUGUCAACUCUGGUGCCUUAGAAGUCAGUAGUUUGGGAAUCUAUCUGUAAAAUCAGAUAUUUUUUCUUUCUGCAGAAGGAUUUCUGGUGCUUUUGCUUAUUACUAAGAGACUGAUUUCUUAAGUUUUUUGUUGUAAUUAACAGCCUUGAAAAGUGUUUGGUUUUGCCCAGCAGUACUCUUACCUACUUUUUUUCUUGCCCAAAAAGUGUUUUAAUUUCUCUACCAAAGAAGAAAAUCAGGUUUAGGUUUUUAUUUUAUUUACAAACAUUAGAUAGAUAAGAGGACCUAUGUAAUGUAGCAGGAACGGACCCAGGGAGAAUGUUUUACCAUGAGUGGAGUGUAAGAACAUUUGACUCACUUGUCCUGAAUCCAUCACAUCUUUAUGCUGCACCCUGACACCUGCACCUAAGAACUGCCCUGGUAUUGUCUUCUGUCACUGCCCAGCAAGCCCAUUGUCUUCACUGCAAGCUUUUUGUCAAAGGUUUAGGUGGAGAGCAGGCAUGUGGGUUCAUUGAGUGCGUCUUGCAUACAGCUACCCCCUGGGUUGGUGAUUUUUCCUUUCUUUCUAAGGUUCUCAUGUAGCAUUUGCUCAUCACAACUUUCCAGUGUCGUCCUAGCUUCUAAUUUUUGCCUGUUGCAGGACAGGAAAUGUGUCAGUAUGUUUUUAUUACUUGCUGAAAUAGUCAAGCUUAAAUUUCUUUUUAAUUUUGUCUUUUAAAAAAUUAAGUUUUUGAGUGAGGCAUUUUAAUUGCAAAGCAAUGAAUCUUUAAAAAACGAAUGAACAUUUGAGUGGCAGAGGCAGGAGGAUCACUAGGAGUUUGAGGCCAGCCCGGGAUACAUAGUUCAAGGCAGCUUGAACUACAUAGUGAAACCUUGUCUCAAAAAGGGGAUUGCAAAGAGGCUUAGCUCAGCAGCACAAGCACCUGCCUGGCAAGUGUGAGGUCAUGAGUUUGAUGCCCAGGACAAAAAAAAAACUUGGAUGUAAAAGCAUUCAAGCUAAUUUUUCUUGUCGGUGGACAGUAGGAAACAGAGGAAAUUCCUGACCUCCAGUAAUAAGCCAUUCAGGCUAAAUCCUUUUUUGCGAAUCUGUUUCUCAUGGUAAAUGCGGCCUAAGCCACUGGAACACUAGUGAAAAGGGUGUGUGCAGCUCUGCGGCAUUGGGCCGAGACACUGUCUCACAAGUGACAGAGGCAGCAGCGCGAAGCCUUUUCCAGGCCUUGUUUCUGUCUUGAAAUGCUUUCAGUGUUGACUGUGUUCGCUGGGUCUCUAGAGAAGUUUUUGUUAUGAUACUGCUGCUUUGAACAACUUUAUGUUUCUUCGUUGUCUGUGAGGGAAAUCACCAGCUUUGGCAUCUUAACAACAAACAUGGGAAGUUUCAUUUCUAAAGUGCACCCUCAGAGUCAAAUACACUUUUUCCUUGUGCUCCUUAUGUACAACCAAAGAACAUACAUUAUAAAGAUCGUAUAAUAUCUGAAAACAACAUUUUCUCUAACAGGUGACUUUUGUACAAAAUACAAAAUUAAACCACCUUUUUUUGUUCUUUUGUGACUAUGACUAUUAAUAAUCUUUGCAGUUAUUAACAGGACCUGCUGACAAGUGCAGAUGUGACCAUCUCAUUCACAUGUUUGUUGCUAGGAUACAGGUGGAUAUUGGUUUCAGUAGAAGCUGGAUCCUCAAUAAAUUCUGUUGUAAUAUUUGUGUUAAGGUAGGCACAGCUUGAACUCACAUGAAAUCCUAGAGUUUUGCUACCAGCAGCUUUGCAGUUUGGGAAACAAAGAAACCAAAGCUGAAUAUUUUAAAGAAUGACUGUAUCUGGAAAAGACACUCAUCAAAGAUGUAGUCUCUCUCAGUGUUCUAAUUUUAAAUUUUUUAUCUGCAUAUUUGCAUCAAAUACUUCUUUAUGUGCAAAAUGUAUGUUUUACCUCCUUAAAAUGCCUAAAAAUUAGUUACUAGCUACUUUGAUUUAAUCUAUACAUAAUGAUUAAGUGCAUUUAAUAUUGGUAAUUUAAUGAAAAGCAUUCCUUGCCCAGUGGAUGUAUACAUUUUUGAAAGAAUAAAGCAGAAUUAUAUAAUAUGAAAUGCUAUGUAAAGUUUUCUAUGUAAAAAUAAUAUGUAUAAUACUGUUAAAAUAUCCCAUGCUUUGAUCAAGGUGGUAAAUUAAUAAAGUUUUAAAAAGUAAA